UGACGUCAUCACUUGGCGAGCAUGGAAAAGGUAAUCAAUGAAGAUGUCCCGAAGGCCUUUGGUCUGUUCAGGGACCUGGUAACUAAUGCUAGUGACUUGACCAGCAAUGUGGAGGCACUUACAAAUAAGGUGAAGGAGGGGGCCAUAUCAACAUCUCAGGGUUUAAGCUUUCUGGAGGUGAAGUACCAGAUGUUAUUGAGCUACCUGGUCAAUGUAACCCACCUAAUGGUUCACAAGUGCCAGGGCGGCUCACUAGAGGGCUCUCAAGAUGUGCACAGAUUAGUAGAGAUAAGAACAGUGUUGGAAAAGAUGAAGCCAAUAGAUUCAAAAUUGAAAUAUCAGAUAGAUAAAUUGAUAAAAACUGCCAAUACUGGUACAGCAGUGAACGACCCUCUAAGGUUCAGAGCAAAUCCCGACAGUCUUGUUAGCAAACUAGACGAGGAAGACUCUGACAGCGGAUCAAAUGUAGACGAUGAUGAAGAAAAGAAAUCAAAAGUUUACAGACCUCCUAAACUUGCUGCUGUUCAUUAUGAUGGUGAUCAGACCCAGCAGAGUAAACUAGAACAGCACAUGGAGAAGGCAAAGAAAAAGGCUCUACAUAGUGGUGUCAUACAGGAACUAAAGGCUCAAUACUCUGAGGCACCAGAGGAAAUAGCGGAGGGUGGAUCAUUCAGAAACACUGCUAUGAAGCGUAAGGAGCAGGAGAGGGAGGAGUAUGAAGAGAGGAACUUUGUCAGACUUGGCAUGACCAAAAAGGAGAGGACUGCCCUAAAGCAAGAUAAAACCAUGUCCCAUCUCAACGACAUAACAAAGUUUGGAGAUGUGAAUUAUGAAGCUUUAUCAGGGAAAGGAGGUUUUGAGGAUGGUGUCCCUAGUAAAAGGAGAAAGUCAUCAGGCAGUGCUAAGAAAAUGAAAGGAAAGGGCAAGAAAAAAGGAAAAAAGAGACAUUCCAUGCAUUGACAAUUUAUCUUUAUUCAAUUUCACUUAAUAUUAUGUACAAAUUACUUAUUUAAAUAUAUACAUCAAGUAUGCCAUUAAAAAUGUUAUGUCUGUUCCAGAACUUGUGUAGGCAUAAGCUAUUAGAGCUUGAGAUGGAUGUUUUUGAAUCAGUUUGGAUAAGCUACACAAAUGUUUAAAAUCAGCCCCAUCUUGUAGAACACUCUUAACCAGCGUUGUUUUUCUUGUAGAAUAUUUAUAAAUCUGCC
This is a messenger RNA of Owenia fusiformis, 1205 nucleotides long. Lineage: Eukaryota; Metazoa; Annelida; Polychaeta; Sabellida; Oweniidae. The record is from the annotation of a GenBank genome assembly.